AUGAGUAGCUUACGAUUUCUCGAUUUAAUUAAACCGUUCUUGCCCCUCCUUCCGGAGGUGGCUGCGCCAGAGCGAAAAGUAAAGUUUGAGCAGCGCCUGAUGUGGACAGGUUUGACACUGCUCAUUUUCUUGGUCAUGAGCCAGAUGCCUUUAUAUGGUAUUGUCUCGUCAGAUACAUCGGAUCCCUUAUACUGGCUCCGUAUGAUGUUGGCUAGCAAUAGAGGUACAUUGAUGGAACUCGGAAUUACACCCAUUAUCUCCUCCGGCAUGAUCUUCCAGCUCUUGGCUGGUACCCACAUGAUUGAUGUUAACCUCGACUUGAAGUCUGACCGUGAAUUAUACCAAACCGCCCAGAAAUUGUUCGCUAUCAUCCUGUCACUCGGACAAGCCACUGUCUACGUUUUGACUGGUCUCUAUGGUCAACCAAGUGAUCUUGGUGCCGGUAUUUGCAUCCUCUUGGUCGUCCAGCUUGUCGUCGCCGGUCUCAUCGUUAUCCUCCUCGACGAACUUCUUCAGAAAGGCUAUGGAUUGGGAUCCGGUAUCUCUCUCUUUAUCGCCACCAACAUCUGCGAGAGUAUCAUCUGGAAGGCUUUCAGCCCUACCACUAUCAACACUGGCCGUGGACCUGAGUUCGAGGGUGCUAUCAUUGCCUUCUUCCAUCUCCUCUUUACUUGGCCAAACAAGCAACGUGCUCUUCAGGAGGCUUUCUACCGCCAAAAUCUCCCCAACAUCAUGAACCUCCUCGCUACUCUCGUUGUUUUCGCCUCCGUCAUCUACCUCCAGGGAUUCCGUGUCGAAAUCCCAGUCAAGUCUUCCCGCAACCGUGGUGCUCGUGGAACUUACCCAGUUCGUCUCUUCUACACCAGCAAUAUGCCAAUUAUGCUUCAGUCCGCCCUCUGCUCCAACGUCUUCCUCCUCUCUCAGGUUCUUUACUCCCGUUUCUCGGAUAACCUCCUUGUCCGUCUUCUCGGUGUUUGGGAACCAAAGGAAGGCUCCGCCCAGCUCUUUGCCACUUCAGGAAUUACCUACUACAUGUCCCCACCCCUUAACAUCACCGAGGCUCUCCUGGACCCUAUCCACACCUUGAUCUACAUCAUCUUCAUGCUCACCGCCUGUGCCGUGUUCUCGAAGACCUGGAUUGAAGUCAGCGGCUCUAGCCCACGUGAUGUCGCCAAGCAGCUCAAGGAACAGGGCCUCGUUAUGUCUGGACAUCGUGAGCAGAGCAUGUACAAGGAAUUGAAGAGGGUUAUUCCUACUGCUGCCGCUUUCGGUGGCGCAUGCAUUGGUGCUUUGUCUGUUGCUUCUGACCUUUUGGGCGCUCUUGGAAGUGGUACUGGUAUCUUGUUGGCCGUUACCAUCAUCUACGGUUAUUUCGAAAUUGCUGCUAAGGAGGGAGACGUUGGCAAUCAGCUCGGCCAGAUGAUCGGUUAA
Messenger RNA from Orbilia oligospora ATCC 24927, 1431 nucleotides. RefSeq lists its product as uncharacterized. Gene Ontology annotation, cellular component: Sec61 translocon complex; membrane. Gene Ontology annotation, molecular function: signal sequence receptor activity; ribosome binding; transmembrane protein transporter activity. Gene Ontology annotation, biological process: SRP-dependent cotranslational protein targeting to membrane, translocation; post-translational protein targeting to membrane, translocation. The record is from RefSeq and is a predicted model, not a curated record. NCBI's taxonomy places the organism in Eukaryota, Fungi, Ascomycota, Orbiliomycetes, Orbiliales, Orbiliaceae. The transcript has 8 exons. The coding region runs from base 1 to 1431 and encodes 476 amino acids.